GUAUUGUGUGUGUAUGUUGCCGGUGGCGGUCGCCGUGGUGGUCGCCACUGUGGCUACCACAAAUAUCACCGUCGUUCCCACCGCCGACGGCGCUGCCGUCACCGUGAGCCCACCAGCGAUCGGCGCUGCCGCCGCCCAUCCUACGGAGGUUCGAGGUCCUGCCACCUCGCUCGCGGCGGCCGAUAAUGGUGAUAGGAUGGACGCCUGGCUCUUGGCACGGCAAUCGGCGCGACGAGAUCGCGCCACGCGGCUCGCCAGCGCCAGACUCGACGCACGAAACCUGACCGACAACCUGACGGCGUACCACCUCUCAUCAUCGUACCGCUCGUGGAGGGAGGCGAAAGACUUGCGACGCCAGCGCUGGUCAGACGACGGCAUUUCCCGCCCCGCCUUCAACCUGACCGCCUACCGCCUCUCGCCCGAGUACAUUGCCUGGAAGAGUCGGCUCGGCAACCUGACGGCCUACUACAACUCAUCAUCGUACCGCUCGUGGCGGGAGGCGAGAGACUUGCGACGCCAGCGCUGGUCAGACGACGGCAUUUCCCGCCCCGCCUUCAACCUGACCGCCUACCGCCUCUCGCCCGAGUACAUUGCCUGGAAGAGUCGGCGCGACGCGGCGAUGCGCGAGUGGGAGGCAAACGGCCGGCCAGCCGUGCCAGGGCAAGGCACUGACCUGCGCGCGUACUUUCAGCGGAGCUGGAACACGGCCACCGCAGAGGGGUACGACUGCACAAGGCCGCGCCGGUUCGGCCCGAGCGGAGACGGAGGCAAGGUCGUCUGCCUCGACGCGAUGCCGCCGGCCGCAGAGCCGUGCUUCAUGCUGUCGAUCGGGUACGGCUCCGACGCCGGCUUCGAGCACGCGCUGCACGCCGCGCACCCUCGCUGCGUGGUCGAGCUGUGGGACGGCACCGUCGCCCCGCGCGAGCAGCUGCCCGGCUGGCUCACCUUCCA
Messenger RNA from Emiliania huxleyi CCMP1516, 951 nucleotides. RefSeq lists its product as hypothetical. The annotation marks the transcript as partial. Lineage: Eukaryota; Haptophyta; Isochrysidales; Noelaerhabdaceae. The transcript has 7 exons. The record is from RefSeq and is a predicted model, not a curated record.